GUGUCUGCGCAGCCCGGACGUUGAAUUGUAUACAGACAAGAUGGCAGCUUCAUUGGAAGACGAGUUUGAAGAUGCGCCUGAUGUGGAGCCUUUAGAACCGACACUGAAGAAUAUCAUUGAACAGAAAUCUUUGAAAUGGAUAUUUGUUGGCGGGAAGGGUGGUGUUGGUAAAACGACGUGUAGGUAAGUUGAAGAGUAAAUUGUCCACUGGCUUCCUGAUCAUGACUCAAGAGACGCUGCUAGCUAAACGAAGCUAGCUGGCUCGCUAGUUAGCUGUUCAUGACAGCGAGCUGACAACCGUGUUUGUGUUUUCGAUAUGUGUUGAUUUAUAACCAAUAAAAAAGAUAACGCCCGGAACAAUCCUAAACACUGACACACCUAUACAUUCAAAAGUGUCAUGUUUAUUCAAGUCAAGAGUCAUCAGUUUUGGUGCCUGAACGCAACUAACAUGUCUGCAAACUCUACAUGGUUCCUGCAACACAUGGUUACAAAACGGUUCCGGUCUUAAGCGGGUGAAGCCUGGAUUUAAGAUCUGAAAAGAGACUGUGCUUAAUGCGACAAAAGUGCCAGAAGAAGGACAUGUGCUCAAAUGCAAAACGGCACUUGUUAAGCCACCGUGAGCGAUUACUCAGUCCUGGUUAUUCCCAUUAAUGAAUUAAAAUUAAUAAGGCAUAUCAUCCCGUCACUAAAGCCCGAUAUUAUGUGAAAUACUUAUUUCGCUUAAAUUUGUCACUUAGGUUAAACUAGUUGUCCAUUUGACAGGUAGAGUUCAGACACAUAAACGCCCCCAGCUGCAGCCUCUGUCUGCCGUGGGCCACUUUACAAAUGCUUUUAUUAUUGUCCUCAAUGUUUUAUAGGAACACACCUGAUGGCUCUGAUGUUUCUUUUUUUUUUUUACCUUGUUUGUCAUGAUGUCUUAUUUUAUCUCGCCAGAUGUAUUUUUAAGUCAUCUGAUGAGCAGGUUGUGUCAGUAUACCAGCAGGCGGCGUUAUACUUAUGCUGCGUUCGAGUUACCUCGGAAGUCCGAUUUCGGAGCUGGGAAUGACAUUACACCCAAGUUGACAGCAUUUCAGUUAACAAGUCGGAAAAUCAAGAUGGACGCCUACAGUUCGCCAUUGUUAUCUGUUGUUAGUUGUCAUUAGCUAUACCAGUUGUGAACAACGCGUAACACAGUAUUUUACUCUUACAAACACCAUUACACCAUGUUCACAGUUAGACGUUGGGCCGUACAGCAUUUACCACGUAUUUAAAUUCACAAAAACAAAACAGAAGUGCUGAAAAAUAAUACAUUGGGCUCUAUUUUCGUUCGCGCCGGUGAGGCGGCGGAGGGCGGCGAGCCCCGCGCAGUUGUAUUUUCGUCUGGCGGAGCCCGGCGUAAGGCGAGUUUGGUAUUUUCGUGGACUGAGUCGCACGGAGGCGAGCCGAGAUCCGCCAAGCUGGGCGUGGUGGCGUGGCAGGGGGAGGUGUUGACAGAAUCAGCUGGCGCAGUGACAUUUUCGUGCUCGCCACUGGCGUGUAACGUGCGCUGAAAGCUCGCCGAUUCAAACCUGGUCAGCUUUCAGCGCAAGGCGGAACGCAGCUGGUCUAGUGGUAUUUUGGUAGACCGGCGGCGUAUCGACAUACGUCACCGAUGCCUCACCGGCAGGUUUCCACAGUGUCAGGCACAUUUCAGUGCAAUAAAUAAUCAUCAACAACUAUUAAUCUGAGUCAGCACAUACAUUUAGAUCUAUAGAUAUAUUCUGAUCUAUAUCUGAUCUGAUGAGCGCGUUUGGCACGCGUUUGGCACGCGUUUGGGCACACAAGCUGACCAUAUCAAUACAGCUGAAACUGCAUCAAAUUAAAUUAAAUAUCUAGUAAAUAAACACACAUGAUGAAGUUAACAAGAUAUGUAAUGUGUCUCCCUCCUUUUCUUUCUUCCUCUUAUUUCUCGCACAGCUAGACCUGGACACGUCUCCGUGUCCUCUGUCCGUCUUCCUGCUGCUGCUGCGGCUGAACAGAUGAUUUGUUUCAGUGCUCAGAUGCGUUAUCUACUUUAAGUCGACAUACGGAUAUUAUAAUAUUCAGUUUUGUGGGCCAAAUUUAUUUUAUAUGCCAACAUCUAUGAAAGAAAGAGCCAGGCCACGGAGCGCGAUGCGUCAUUUACGCACAGAUGGUUCCGAUUUUAAUGCCAUUUUUGGAGUUUAUGUUGUGAUCUGUGCGCUAAACCCACCUUUGUCACGUGAGGUUUGAAUAUAUGCAACUUUAUGUGAGUGUCUUUUUUGUGGAAAAGGGUGUUUGUCUUACCAGUGGGUCCAACAUUACGCACACCAAAUCCAUCUGUGCUCAGAUGAGAGAGUGUGGAGGACACUUGUUGAGCAGCUGCCCUCUGUCGCCAUCGUGUGGCAUAACUGUCUUCAGACAUCUCUUGAUCUCUUUGACUACUUCAUGAAAAUAGUAAUACGCCUCGCCGGUGGCGGAUUUAAAGGCAAGGAGAGGAGCUUAUGUGAUUGGUGAAAACAGGUCUCGGCUGUGUUAAACACACUAUACGCCCUCUCUCCUCCCCGUCUACGACUUAUGCUGCCGGGAGGAGCUGAGUUAGGGAGGGGGGAUACUUACGCCGGGCUGCGCGGCUCACCAAAAUACCAAAAUGUGCUUGGGAACGCCUUGUCAGCGCGGCGGAUCUGACUGACGCUGCGCUUGCGGCACGUCUCCGACGAGGCACCAAAAUAGAGCUCUAUAUGAGAGUUUUCACUCUUACUCUUUACUGUUGAUGCACUGCGCUGCCAUCUUGGAUUAUGACAUUGUUGUCAAGUCGGGGUUGGUUAGGACUGUCCCACUUUCCGAGUCAGAAAUCCGCCUUCAGGGGGGCGUUCCAGAUGAAUUUCCAACUCGGAGCUCGGAAAUCCCGACUUCUGAGAACAACUGGAAUGCAGCCUAAGUUGCCAAGUUGGAAAAAAGCAAAAUCCAAGGCCUGAAACAAGAUGGCUACAUCUACGAAAGUUAUUUUAGUGCUUGCCUUGUCCAAAUAUAAGGCAAGCACUAAAAUAACUUUCGUAGAUGUAGCCAUCAUGUUUCAGGCCCCUGAUUUUGCUUUUUUCCGACUUUGUAACUGAAACGCUGGGAACUUGGGUGUGACGUCAUUUUCAGCUCUGACAUCUGACUUCCGAGGUAACUUGAACGCAGCAUUAUUACUUCGGAAAAUCAUUCAUCACUCCGCUGUUGGUCAACAAGAAUUGCAAGAAUAUAAACAUGAAUGAAACGUACAUAUUUUUGGGUACAAGAAAAUUGUAGUUGGCUAAACUAUGUCUAAAUGACACUUUGGAUCUCGAUUCAUCUUUGGCACAUUUACACAUAAAAAAGGCUGCUGAUAAAUAAGAAGUGUAAACAAGACCUUGAACUCUCUUUCCUGUUUGCAGCUGCAGUUUGGCUGUCCAGCUUGCUGCUGUGAGGGAGAGUGUCCUGAUCAUCUCCACUGAUCCUGCUCAUAACAUCUCUGAUGCUUUUGACCAGAAGUUCUCAAAGGUGCCUACCAAGGUCAAAGGCUAUGAUAACCUCUUUGCAAUGGUAAGACACACCAUAUUUCUACAUCAUGUAAAAUCAUGCUAAGAAAACCACAACAGGCAGGCACUAAGGUUCAGAUGUGACUGUCACACUCUGUAGUUACAGACACAGAUUACUCAUGUACAACCAAAUUUGUAGAAAUAACAGUGAGGUAAAGCUGCACGAUGGAGCAAUGGUCAGUGCUGAUGCCUCACUGGGUCGAGGUUGUAUGACCUCCUAAUGCAUGGGUGGGUUUUAUCUCGGUACACUCUUUUACUCAGGUUCUGGCCUUAAUGGCGUAGUUUACACAAAACAUACACAGAUUACAGAAGCAUUUACUAUCAGUUCUAAAUUAACCAACAAAACACAGACAAAGCAGGUACAACACAUACAUGAACCAAAGUAGUACAAUCAAAUGAAAUUAUAAAAAAGAAAACAUGCCCCAGAUCAAGUCUGUUAUGACCCAGCGCUUCAGAUUUUCAGUGUUUUGAAGUCCAGACCAAAAGGUUGUGAAGUGUCCAAGACGGACUCCCGUAUUUUUUUCCCCGUUUUCUUUUCUGAUAAAUUGCAGAGCGAGUGUAUGAAAAUCACAAAUGUACGGGUAUUUUAACCUUUUACAUAGACCACCCAAAAUAACAACAAUAAAAUACAUUCAAAUUAGAGAUGUGCCUAUCCAUUUUUUUCCGAUCCAAUCCGAUACCAAUACCUGGGCUGAGCGUAUCGGCCGAUAUCCAAUACCGAUCCAAUACUACUGUUGAAUGAAUGAACUGUAUACCUUGCCCUGUUUUUUACUUAUGAACAAAUGACAAAGUGCACAUUAGCACACAGCAAAAAAAGGUAAGACUUCCAUGUAAACAGAUAUAGUCAAUUUGUCAAUAUCAGAGCCAAUAUCUGAUCCAAAUAUCAGAUCAGUGCAUCCCUAAUUCAGAUGUCAGGCCAUGUAGACAUGUGAACAUAGACAAGGCUCCAUUGUUCCUCUCUUCAGAAGUUAAAUAAGCAGGUCCAAACCCCUUUCCUGUUACAACUUCAGAUCUGAAUCCUCACACAACGGGGGGAAAUUUGUGUUCCUCCGCAAUCUGAAGAAGAAAGAUGAUUUCAGAGAUUUUAUUGUAUUUAGAACAAUCAAGUUAUUUUCCAUUUUUUUACCUUUUAUAGGACUCAUAAAGGGGCAGACUCUUAGGUUUGAAAAGAUGUGAUUUUAAAUGAAUUGGUCGCUCUAUAUUGCCCCUACUCCUUAUUACUCUGCAUGUGGUCGUCUAUCUGUAUAUAAACUUGUUAUAGGCUGAGGGCCUGUCUACUGUGAACCCCACCUUUCACCCAAAGACAGCUAAAACAGGCAAAGAUAAGCAGUACAGAUGAUUACAGAUGAUUACAGCUAAUUAAAACUGUCAUGAUAUGUCAAAAUAUCAAAUCUUUGUUUACAAUUUCUGGCAGUGCAAAUAUUGACCAAAGCUAGUUUGAUUGGGAGACAAAAAAAGGGAAACAAAUCGUCUUAUUCAGGCUGUUAAAAUGUAUUGAAUGGGAUCACUAUCACAUUAGUGUCAUGAGUCUUCAGGGACUAAAUUGUGUAACCAGCUGAGUCGCUCCAGGUUCUGUAAUCAGUCGUGGUAAAUGAGGUCUUUGUUUGUAAUCGACCGAUUAUCUGUGUUUGUGGGAGUGCAGGAGAUUGACCCGAGUUUGGGUGUGGCAGAGCUGCCCGAUGAGUUCUUCGAGGAGGACAACAUGCUGAGCAUGGGGAAAAAGAUGAUGCAGGAGGCCAUGAGCGCCUUCCCUGGCAUCGACGAGGCCAUGAGCUACGCAGAGGUCAUGAGGUAAGACACAUAAGUAUUGCUGACACAGAGUUCAAUGACCUUUCACUGUCCUAUUACUGGUUACUGGAGUUUAACUAAUUCGCCAUCUGUACCUCAGGUUAGUGAAAGGAAUGAACUUCUCUGUGGUGGUCUUUGACACCGCCCCUACUGGUCACACACUGCGACUGCUCAACUUCCCCACCAUUGUGGAGCGCGGUCUUGGUCGCCUCAUGCAGAUAAAGAAUCAGAUCAGCCCGUUCAUUUCCCAGGUGAGGAGAGUCAUGUAGCUGUCAUCAUUCAUCGGGUUCAUGUUGGUUUAGGGGUCUCAAAAUUUACAAAGCAGAUGUUUCAUAUUUAAAAAAAGACAAUAACUGUGUUUAUGUUUUUGUCCAUGUGUGUAGAUGUGUAACAUGCUGGGUCUGGGUGAUAUGAAUGCUGAUCAGCUGGCCUCAAAGCUGGAGGAAACCCUGCCGGUCAUCCGCUCAGUCAGCGAGCAGUUUAAAGAUCCUGUAAGUUUGUCCAUUUACAGUUUAUUACACAGUUAUUUAAUGAUACUUCAUGAUCAUUUUAGUGUUGGAAUCAGCACGUCUGUAUUUAGUUUUAUAUCAACUCUGCACAAUAGAGGCUAACUGAGUUUGCAUCUAUAUCUUCAUUUACACUGGUAUCCGGUACACACCAACACCUGCUCCAGGCUGGUUUGUUUGAGUCGUGCUGACUGUUUCUGGGUGAUGUCUUGUCAAAUGGUUGCAGGGAUUCGUUGUAUUACUACUGUAUUUUACCUUCCCGUUGCAUAUUUACCAUAUUACUCGUUUUUUGUCCAACUUGUUAAAUCCAAAAUACAUCCAAACAUCAGCUUUUAAACUUGUCAGCUGUGCCUUGAGAGGUGGACUCGCUUCCACCAUGUUUGCUUGACUGUUGGCAGUAACAUCUCACGAGAUCUUGUUCUGUGGAAAGUGGCGGAACGCAGUGCUAAACGCUGAUCAUGCGAGACUAGCAGAGUUGACCCUUCAUGCUGCUUCUCCUCACGUCCAAUGAAGAAAAAACUACUCAAGUUAAAAGAUCGAUCAUUGGAUUUUAUGAAUCGAUUAUGAACCAUUUAAAGGGAAAUUGAUAGAAUCGAUUUUUUUAACCCCAGCCCUAGAAUUAUGGUCACACUUGACUCUUCUAGACAAACUUCCUCUCUGUUUUUGCUUUACCAUACCUGGAAACAAUCUGGGUUGCAUCCUCUCGUUUUAUUCAUGGAAACACGAUCUUCACACUGAAUGACAAAGAAACCUUCUCUAAAAUCUACUCGUUUCUCAGGCUGAUGUUUUAUUGCACCAUCAGGUGUUGUAGGUUCUCUAACUUCUCUCUGGCCUCACACCCAUCAGGAACAGACUACCUUCAUCUGUGUGUGUAUUGCCGAGUUCCUCUCCUUAUAUGAGACGGAGCGCCUGAUCCAGGAGCUGGCUAAGUGCCGCAUCGAUACACACAACAUCAUCGUGAACCAGCUCGUUUUUCCCGACUCAGAGAGGCCGUGUAAAAUGUGUGAAGCCCGCCACAAAAUCCAGUCCAAGUAUUUAGACCAGGUACAAUCAGUGUUUUUGUGUUUUCUCUCUCCAGCUCCUCCUCGCAUGUUCUUGUGAUUAAAUGUCUUAUCUUUUCACACAGAUGGAGGAUCUUUACGAAGAUUUCCACAUAGUCAAGUUACCGCUGCUGCCGCAUGAAGUGCGAGGAGCUGACAAAGUCAACACGUUCUCUAAACAGCUACUGGAACCCUACAAACCCCCCAAUAAAUGAUCUCCCUACACGCAGGACCAAACCCCUUCUUACAGAACACAUCAAUAAUAUCAAUAUUCACCUCCCAAGAGCUCUUCCAGCCAACCUCAAACCCAGUAAUAUCCUCAAGUUUAUCCACUCCGCCCUAAGCUUGCCAUCCAGAGCAGAGCACUGCUACAGCGAGACAUGUUGUCAUGACAGGGGAGCAGAUGAAAUCACACACACAUUCAUAACCUGUACUGUUAGAGGUGAGACACUUGAAAGUAGUGCUGCCUUACUGUUUACCUUUAUGUCCUUCAUCAUAUCCUCUGUGUGUCAGUUGUAUAAUCCCUAAUCGAAGCAUUUAACUUUUCUCUCUACAAAAACAAAAAAAAAAUCCCCCCCUCUCUGUGGAAACUCGUGUCGCUCAUGAAUUCUUCAUCCAGUGUGGUUUGGUGGCUGUCGUUUCAGUCGUUGAUUUUCAAAUAAAUUUCAAACUAUAAACUGACUCUAAUUUUAAAGUUUCAGUAUCAUCUCUUACAUCAGGAAUAGGGCUGGGCGAUAAACCGAAAAUUUACCGAUGCCGAAAUUUACAACAAUAACCAACAUCAUUUUGCCCAUUUCCGUGUAGUCGGUAUCAAAAACAUAAAUAAAAGUUGUUUUUGGAUGUGUGUAGGUAGGCUUUGGUCUCGUCCCUUUUUAAGACACUGUCCUACAUCAGAGACGUGACUCCACCCCAUCCAGUCUUUAACAAAGAGGGAAGAACAGCUGAGGAGAUGGAGGACGGUUCAAAAGUUGUAGCGGCUGAAGUAGACGAAGUUAAUGUUGGAGGGAAUGAGCAGCUUGUGGAGUAGUUCUCGUCUAUUUAUCGUUAUUGAGGUGAGCUGCUCAAAAUAUUGUGAUAUUGAUUUGAGGCCAUAUCGCCCAGCCCCAAUCAGGAAUUCACAUUAGUAUUAAAGUACAGAGUCAGGGAUGUUUAAUUUGACAGGUAAUUCAAGAAAGAAGCUGAAAUACUUUUAAAUUAUUUUUGUUUUCAAACUCUUAAUUGUAAUUAAUAAAGAAAGCGGAGCUGAAUGAAGUCUGUUUCUCAAGCGUGUUUUUGAUCAUUAGACCUAAACUCAAAGUUUCCUGCGCUCAGUGAGAUUAUUUGAGAUGCUAAUGUCCACAUGUGGACUGAUUUGACAGUCAUUUUAGAGGUAGAGUUGGGCCUAAAACCACCCCGUAACCCUCUAAUCUAUCAGACAUAUUUCUAUCCUGGUUAUGACCAACUUUAUGGGAACCCUGUUUAGGACAUGAGUAGCCUUACGUUGUGCAUUGUUGAUAAAAUAUAUAUUGUAUGUUUCUUGAUAACAUGAAUGAAAAGUGGAGGAUAAAGUCAGAGCAUCUUUUCCCCUGUGAUAGAAAAGUGGCUUGUUGUCGGCUCACCUGAUGCAUCGUUGUGCUUCUGUAAAAAGAUGAAGAUGACAGGUUUAUACUCAAGAAAAAAAAGUCUAUCUCUCCCCAACCUUGUCGAUGAAUGCUCAUGAGUAAAUAGAGGAAUCUGUUUUCUAAUGAUUUUCUUUUAUGAUUAAACAGAGUUGCUUCAGA
This is a messenger RNA of Xyrichtys novacula (pearly razorfish), 8633 nucleotides long. Lineage: Eukaryota; Metazoa; Chordata; Actinopteri; Labriformes; Labridae. The record is from the annotation of a GenBank genome assembly.